UAAUUUUAGCAUGGGUUUUGGGCUGGCUGAUGUGUAAAACUGUACCCUACAUCCAAGGAGUUUCGGUGGCGGCAUCUGUCUACAGCCUCAUUGCAGUUUCGAUGGAUCGCAAAACCCUCGCUGGGUUUGUAAAUAGAAAAUUAUUCGUUUACUAUAAUGGAUUCAACUCAAACUAUUUUGUGGCUAAAUCUGGAGUUCCUCAAGGAUCUAAUUUAGGCCCUCUUUUGUUUAAUCUUUUUAUUAAUGAUUUAUCUUUAUCCCUCUCUUGUCAUCACCUACUUUUUGCUGAUAAAACUUUUUCACAAUAUAUCCAGUACACAAGAUAA
Brassicogethes aeneus is the source of this 326-nucleotide messenger RNA. Lineage: Eukaryota; Metazoa; Arthropoda; Insecta; Coleoptera; Nitidulidae. The record is from the annotation of a GenBank genome assembly.